Molecule: messenger RNA, 1478 nt
Organism: Schistosoma spindalis
Lineage: Eukaryota; Metazoa; Platyhelminthes; Trematoda; Strigeidida; Schistosomatidae
Source: the annotation of a GenBank genome assembly
AUGGUAUUUAACAGCUACAAACAAGAGAAAUUAUUAACUGGUAUAGAACCAGAAUACAUGGGAUCGAAUUCAACUGACUAUUCUAUAUUUCCACAAAAUUUGAACUUUUCAAAGCUGAUCUAUGAUAUACAAAAUGCAAUUCCAAUUCACAUGAACCCUAUCAAUAAUCCAGAAAUGUUUACACUUCGGGUUCCUAAAUCUGUCUGCAGAUCAUACAACAAUGAGUUCAUUCCAAAUCUGAUAGUAAUAAUUAAAUCGUCAGUGUAUAACUUCAAAAACCGUUACCGUGCAAGACGAACAUUUAUGCAGAAGCAAUUAUGGCCGAAUUUCAGUGUUCAGUUUGUAUUUGUCCUAGGAAUCCCCAUGGAAAACGAAUCAAAUUUCUUUAGAUUUGACGGAAAUACAUAUGUCUUGGAUACGAAGUGGUGGAGAUAUUCAAAACAUUAUGGAAGUUCCAAGUGGCCGUUUGUAAAACAGUUGUCAUUGGAGGCUGAUUUAUAUGAUGAUUUGUUGAUUGGAUCAUUUCAUGAUACAUAUUACAACUUAACAAAGAAGAUGAUAUUUUGUUUAAGAUGGCUCUCAGCAUUUUGUCCAAAACAAGUCCCUUUAUAUUUGUUCAUAGAUGAUGACUAUGAUUUAGUACCAAAGAAUGUAAUAACAUUUUAUAAUAAUAAUACUGAAGACUAUUUAAGAAAUAUGAAUGGAGGUUACAUCCGUUCAUCUCGAACUGUUUUCAGACCAAUGGUUAAUAAAACAAGUAGUGUCUGGGCAAUGACUGUAAAAGAAUUUCCAUGGAUAUCUUAUCCGCCGUACUAUCAUGGAUUGACUUAUAUUAUUGGUGCAAGCUUGGUGCAUCGCCUUGCUAUUGCAAGUGCUUUUGUUAAAGAAAUACGCAUUGACGAUGCCUAUUUAGGGAUCUUAUUUAAUAAAUUAAAUAUAACACUUGUUCAUUUGAACAUUAUUGGCCCUUCUUUAACUAAAAAAGAUAUUAUGUCAGGUGGAAUAAAUGUAUAUUAUAAAAUCAGUAAACGUACCAUGAACUGGAGCAGCGGUAUGCCAAAAUAAAUAAACACUUGCUCAUUUACUUAACAGAAAAGGUCUGCUCAUUUUAGAUGAUGAAUAUGAAGUAUAAACAAUUUGUCAUUUUGUCAUUCAUAAAUUCGUUCAAUGAUAACUGAUUUUUUAUUAUUGAUUAGCUCUUUUAUUGUCAGAAUGAGGGUUUGUGGAAAUUGUAAUUUAAUGGUUGAAUUCAUGAGUCGAUUUAAGCUAGACCACGCUGGAAAACAUGGAAACACUGGACGGCCGUUUCGUCCUGCACGCGGGAUCAUGGAUGCGUAUUGCUGAAGAGUCCCAUACUAGGACGAAACAGCCGUGCAGUACUUCCACGUUUUCCAGGGUGGUUUAAGUUAGAUCGACUCAUAAAUUCAACCGUUAGAUUCUUUUAUUGUCGAAAUAAAUGUAAAUUGCUUAAAAUUUAC